Gopherus evgoodei (Goodes thornscrub tortoise) is the source of this 951-nucleotide messenger RNA. RefSeq names its product putative olfactory receptor 52P1. Gene Ontology annotation, cellular component: membrane. Gene Ontology annotation, biological process: G protein-coupled receptor signaling pathway. Gene Ontology annotation, molecular function: olfactory receptor activity; G protein-coupled receptor activity. The record is from RefSeq and is a predicted model, not a curated record. The transcript has a single exon. The coding region runs from base 1 to 951 and encodes 316 amino acids. Lineage: Eukaryota; Metazoa; Chordata; Testudines; Testudinidae.
AUGGCAGAUUUCAACCUCACUAACUUUGACCCAUCAACAUUCAUCCUAAUGGGCAUCCCUGGCCUAGAAGCUGCUCACAUUUGGAUUUCCAUCCCUUUCUCUAUGCUGUACAUAAUCGGCCUGUUGGGAAAUUUCAUGGUUCUGUUUGUUGUAGGGAAAGAGCAGACCCUGCACAAGCCGAUGUACCUGCUACUCUGCAUGCUGGCGCUCACAGACAUUUGCUCGUCUACCUCCGUCAUGCUGAUGGCACUAUGUAUAUUUUGGUUCAAUUUGAAAGGCAUUACUGUGGGUGGCUGCUUCACCCAGAUGUUCUUCAUUCACAUGUUUCCUGUUAUGCAGUCAGCCGUCUUCGUGGCAAUGGCCUUUGAUCGCUAUGUUGCCAUAUGUAACCCUCUGAGAUACGCCACCGUCCUCACCAAAGCACGAAUAGCAAAGCUGGGGCUUGUAGGUUUGAUAAGAGCUGUUCUCAUCGUACUGCCCAUGCCCCUUCUCCUGAGCAGGCAGCCAUUCUGUGCCAACCACAUUAUCCCCCACACGUACUGUGAGCAUAUAACUGUGGUGAAGAUGGCAUGUGUGGACGCCACUGUCAACAGGACAUAUGGCUUGGUGAUGGCAUUUGUAGUCUCUGGGUUAGAUCUGACACUGGUUGUCCUGUCCUACAGUCUGAUCAUCAGGGCCAUCCUCAGAAUCUCCUCCAAGAAAGCUUAUGAGAAAGCCCUGAACACCUGCACAGCCCACCUCUGUGUGAUGCUGACAUCUUUUACUCUCUUCUUUUUCUCUGCUCUGACACACCGGUUUGGUCAGCAUAUCAGUCUCCAUGUUCGCAUCAUCUUGGCCAAUCUCUUCUUCCUCCUCCCCCCCAUAUUCAACUCAUUUAUUUAUGGGGUCAAAAUCCAAGAGCUUCGUGACAAAGUGGUCAAAUACACCUGCAGAAAGGGCCUCAGACUUUAA